UGAACGAAAACACUGAUACCAUCAACACGCCCCCUUCUCAUAUUCUCAUACUGUAUAUCAUACCAUGGCACUAGAAGGAGGUAACUUGUCGGCGGUGCUCAGAAGAAAAGGGGAGCUCGUGCUUGAGGACACACCGAUACCUAAACCGGGAAAGAAUGAGGUCCAGAUUCGUAUGCAGCGAGUGGGAAUCUGUGGAUCUGAUGUCCACUACUUGCAACAUGGGCGUAUCGGUCACUUCAUUGUGGAAGCUCCAAUGAUCUUGGGUCAUGAAUCCAGUGGUAUUGUUUCAGAAGUUGGCGAAGGUGUCGAGCACUUAAGAGUUGGUGACCGAGUGGCCAUUGAACCAGGGGUGCCCUGUCGUAUGUGUUCAUUUUGUAAAGACGGACGGUAUCAUCUGUGUCCAGAUGUCAUAUUCUGCGCCACGCCUCCAUACCAUGGAUCUCUGAGACGCUACUAUACACAUGCAGCAGACUUCUGCUUCAAGCUACCGGACCAUGUAAGUCUUGAGGAAGCUGCUCUCUUGGAACCUCUUUCUGUCGGAGUCCAUGCAUGUAAACGUGCUGGUAUCACUCUUGGUCAGACAGUCCUCAUAUGUGGUGCAGGCCCAAUUGGACUAGUAUCAAUGCUGUCGGCCAAAGCAAUGGGGGCUGCUGAAGUUGUGAUGACAGAUCUCGAUGAGAAGCGUCUAGCAAAAGCUAGAGAGAUGGGGGCCACAUACACAGUCAAAGUCGAUAGUAAAGACCCAAAGAUUGUAGCAAAAAACGUAGAGGGAGCGCUCGGUGGAAUGCCGGACGUGACGAUCGAAUGCAGUGGUGCGGAACCAAGUGUCCAGAUGGCAUUUUAUGGUACAAAAUCCGGAGGUGUUGUCGUUUUAGUUGGCCUAGGCCCUAAUGAAAUGGCCACCCUUCCGAUAGUGAAUGCCGCAUUGCGAGAGGUUGACAUCCGUGGUGUGUUCAGAUAUUGUAACGAGUAAGUAGAACUACUAUUGUACUACCAUGAUGUAAAAUAAGCACACGUAUUGCUAAACACGUUUUUGUUUCUAAUUCUCUUUAUUGUUUUUUUUUCACACAAUUGAAAUAAAUUAUACAAUAUACAGUAAUGGGAAAAUGGUAAAGUAUUAUUAUUAUUUUAAAUAACAGACAGCAAUAAUUACUAAAUAAGGUAUAAAGUAUUGGUGUGAAAGGAAGUCAUAAUAAGUUAUAAAACCUUUAAGGCACGAC
Anneissia japonica is the source of this 1220-nucleotide messenger RNA. RefSeq names its product sorbitol dehydrogenase-like. Bases 65 to 973 code for a protein of 302 amino acids. The record is from RefSeq and is a predicted model, not a curated record. Gene Ontology annotation, biological process: D-sorbitol catabolic process. The transcript has 7 exons. Gene Ontology annotation, molecular function: L-iditol 2-dehydrogenase (NAD+) activity; zinc ion binding. NCBI's taxonomy places the organism in Eukaryota, Metazoa, Echinodermata, Crinoidea, Comatulida, Comatulidae.